This is a messenger RNA of Fukomys damarensis (Damara mole-rat), 1538 nucleotides long. It is a transcript of the gene Qtrt2, whose product is annotated as queuine tRNA-ribosyltransferase accessory subunit 2. The transcript is spliced from 10 exons. Bases 150 to 1430 code for a protein of 426 amino acids. Gene Ontology annotation, molecular function: tRNA-guanosine(34) queuine transglycosylase activity. The record is from RefSeq and is a predicted model, not a curated record. NCBI's taxonomy places the organism in Eukaryota, Metazoa, Chordata, Mammalia, Rodentia, Bathyergidae.
UUCCUGAUUGGCUCUGUUCCGGAGGCGGUGGUUUGGGAGGACCAAAAAUUUCUGUGAGCUGGACACGUGGUUCUGAUCUGUGAGGAGUUUGGGGGUUCUAGAGCCCAAAAGACUUGAGGAGUUUGCAGGACCAAGAGGAAUCCUUAAGGAUGAAGCUGACUCUUACCAAGAUAGUUAAUGGUUGUCGUCUCGGGAAAAUACAAAACCUGGGCAAAACAGGAGAGCAUGCCAUGGACAUUCCAGCCUGCCUUCUGUACACCAAGACAGGCUCUGCCCCACACCUGACCCAGCACACUCUGCAUAAUAUCCAUGGGGUUCCUGCCAUGGCUCAGCUUAUGCUCUCAUCCCUAGCAGAACAUCAUGAAGUCUUGGCAGAAUAUAAGAAAGGAGUUGGAAACUUUAUAGGCAUGCCAGAGUCACUCGUAUACUGCUCCCUGCAUGAUCCAGUCAGCCCCUGCCCAUCUGGUUAUGUAACAAAUAAGUCCGUGUCCGUGUGGGGUGGUGGAGGAAGAGUAGAAAUGACCGUUUCCAAGUUCAUGGCAAUUCAGCAGGCCCUGCAGCCAGACUGGUUCCAGUGCCUCUCAGAUGGAGAGGCAUCUUGUGAGGGAGGAACUUCCGUAAAAAGAGCAAGAAAGUCUGUAGACCGAUCACUUUUGUUUUUGGACAGCUGUCUGCGGCUACAAGAAGAAUCCGAGAUCCUUCAGAAAAGCACGAUCAUUGGGGUAAUUGAAGGUGGAGAUGUGACGGAGGAGCGGCUCAGGUCGGCACGAGAGACAGCCAAGCGGCCUGUUGGCGGCUUCCUUCUGGAUGGCUUUCAAGGGAAUCCAACAACCCUGGAGACCAGACUGCAGUUGCUGUCAUUAGUCACUGCAGAGCUGCCCGAGGACAAACCGAGGCUCAUUUGUGGUGUUAGCCGGCCAGAUGAAGUGCUCGAGUGUAUUGAAAGAGGAGUGGACCUAUUUGAGAGUUUUUUUCCUUAUCUAGUGACAGAGCGGGGAUGUGCCCUGACAUUCAGCUUUGAUUACCAGCCCAAUCCUGAGGAGACAUUAUUACAACAAAAUGGGAUACAAGAAGAAAUAAAAUAUGAAGAUCAAGUAAAGAAAAUUAAAACAACUGGUUGCAGCCAAAAAAUGACAUCAUUUGAAAUUAAUCUGAAGGAAAAAAAGUACCGGGAGGACUUUAGCCCCUUGGUGAAAGAGUGUUCCUGUUACUGCUGUAAGAAUCACACUCGUGCAUACAUCCACCAUCUGCUGGUGACCAAUGAGCUGCUGGCCAGGGUACUGCUUAUGAUGCACAACUUUGAACACUACUUUGGAUUUUUUCACUCCAUCCGGGAAGCACUAAAAUGUGACAGACUGGCACAGUUGAAAGAGCUCAUUCAUAGGCAAGCAUCUGGAGAACUGGCAAAUACAAAUCUGACUCUGCAUUGAGCUUGUACCAUGGUUAUAACACGGGAAGAAGUGAAGAAGAAAUGAUCUUAGCUUUAUUUUUUUGUUUUGUUCUCUGGGUUUUUGUUGUUGUUGUUUUAUUUUGUUUUG